AUGGCUCAGUCCAGACCUCUGAGCAGCCAGGUUUUCCUUCCACCCCUUGUAUGUGCUGGAAAGGUUCUUCACCCAUGGUCUGGAUCAGGGAGAAAUCCAGUGGGUACCAGUGCUGAGACUAAGAUAUCUAGUCUACCUUCUUGGCCAGCCAUCCUGGAAGCCUAUCGGCAGAGAUUCCGCUGCAGUGCCGUCCCACCAGGAGAAACUCCCCAGGAGACUCUGUCCCGCUUGAGUGAUGCUGCUCAUCGAUGGUUGCGCUCUCAAGAGUGCACCAAGGAGCAAAUUGUGGACACCAUCAUCCUGGAACAAUUCUUGGCUUUACUUCCAGUAGACAUGCAGUCUGAGUUGAGAGCUAAAGGGCCAAGAAGCAGCAAAGAGGUAGCUCAACUAGUGGAGACUUUCCUAGGACAGCAAGGACUAACGGAUGUUGCCAAGCCUGGAUCCAUACAUACAUCCUCGACUUCCACCUUUAGCAAUCCAGACAUUCUGGAUAUCAUUGUUGUGGACACAGAGGCAGAAAGGGAUUUAUGGCAGGAAGAUACUGAAAAAGAAGGGAAUGAGAUUGUUUCUCAGCAUAUGAAGCAAACAGAAGAAAAAGAAGAAGACAAUGAGAACUGGGACCUGUCACAGGGAAGGACGUGGCAAGGGAGCCAUCCAUGGAAGGGGGAAGACAAGUCCGUUUAUUUUGGAAGCAGCCUUGAAGGAAACCACCAUCCCCAAAUCUAUUCAAAAAGUGAGCAAGAGGUUGAUCACACUUCCACUUCACCCGGGAAACCCGGCAAAAGUAUAUCAAGAUUUGUCACAUGUCCGAUAUGGGGAAACGGGGGGAAAUUAUCCUGUCAGAGGCCUGAAAGUGAAACCCAGGUCCACUUUGGUUCAGACGUCUUCAGCUACUCAGAGUUCUUCACUAAAUGGAAAUCCUACUCCUGCACCACCAACUCUGAGAACAUCUUAAACAACAGCUCUGCCUUCCUUCAACAUGUUGCCUCUGCCAGAAGAGGGGCACGUUAUGCAUGCAGGGACUGUGGGAAAAGCUUCACUUGCAAAUCGGCCCUGGUUAAGCACCAGAAGAUUCACACAGACGACAGGCCCCAUCCAUGCUAUGAGUGCGGCAAAAGCUUCCGUGAACGAUCAACUCUAGUUUAUCACCAGAGAAUCCACACUGGAGAGAAACCCCACCAAUGUCAGUACUGCGACAAGAGCUUCAGAGUGAAAUCGACCCUUACUACCCACCAGAGAAUUCAUACCGGAGAGAAGCCCUUUUUCUGUCCUGAUUGUGGGAGGAGAUUUAAUCAGCGAGCGAAGCUCAACUCCCAUUCCAGAACCCACACAGGCGAGCACCCCUAUCGGUGCUUCCACUGUGGCAAAGGGUUCACUGGGCGCUCAGGUCUGGUGAAACAUCAGACGGCCUACUCUGGGGGCAAGUGCAGAGAUGGCCCACAUGGUGAGCUGUCGUCAAUCUAG
Elgaria multicarinata webbii is the source of this 1464-nucleotide messenger RNA. RefSeq names its product zinc finger protein with KRAB and SCAN domains 8-like. The record is from RefSeq and is a predicted model, not a curated record. Gene Ontology annotation, molecular function: RNA polymerase II cis-regulatory region sequence-specific DNA binding; DNA-binding transcription factor activity, RNA polymerase II-specific. Gene Ontology annotation, biological process: regulation of transcription by RNA polymerase II. The coding region runs from base 1 to 1464 and encodes 487 amino acids. The transcript has 3 exons. Lineage: Eukaryota; Metazoa; Chordata; Lepidosauria; Squamata; Anguidae.